Alternaria arbusti is the source of this 390-nucleotide messenger RNA. RefSeq lists its product as uncharacterized. Lineage: Eukaryota; Fungi; Ascomycota; Dothideomycetes; Pleosporales; Pleosporaceae. The transcript is spliced from 2 exons. The record is from RefSeq and is a predicted model, not a curated record. Bases 1 to 390 code for a protein of 129 amino acids.
AUGGUAAACGGGAUAGCAACCUACUAUCCCUCUCGCGUCUCACAAAUCAGCGGUGCGUCUCGCCCGGGCUACGUCAAAGGCUAUGACAAUGACACCAAGAUCCGAUACGAGACCGAUGGCCAGUCAUUCUACGCGCACCGCAGUGCUGAGCAAUUAUUUUCAUCCAUAUCCGACCACUUUGACGUUGAUGAGGAUGAGUAUAGCCAAAAAGGCGAGCCGCACGUUGAAGAUCAAGGGAUCACUGCUCUACCGGCUAAACAAGUAAAGAGGAGGAGUAGUGUUACUAAGCUGGUGGAGAAGGUAAUCUCCAAGCUUGACGGGCUGGGGCUGACGAAGAAGCUCAAGGAUGAACGGAAGAGCAAUAAGAAGAAGCAAAUAAGUGUGAACUAA